AUGACGAAAGAUAGAAUCAAAAUCAGGAAUUCCAUGAAACACGCCCAUGGCGCUGCUGCAGUGGAAGAUGCCGUUGGGAUCACUGAGCUGCGCACAAUACACCGUUGCGGCACCGGAGCGGAGGAGGAACGAGGCCUGCGAUUGACAGGAUUGAUGAAAUGGUCCUUUGAUGAUUUCAUCGUUCAGGAGGUAUGGCCCGAUGGUUUCCUCAGUCAGGUGGAAGAAAAAGGGGUAAGAAAGAAAACAGCAACCGCUUUUGUUUUUCGUGUAAUUUCUGAGGGGAUUCCAGACACGGCGAUCGCCGCCUUCAUUGAGGGGCGGUGCCCCCACAGGGCGUCGCUUCAGUUUCUCACACCAUUGGAUUUUACCUCUUCUCAAGAGCGCUUUGUUUUGUUGCACUCACCUUCUCGAGAAGCCAGGCAUGUCUUUCGGCAUGAGCAGAAGGUACACCUCGCAGAGGGAGUUGUAUGUUUUGGAAAAGCCAUGGAGAUUCCUGUAGAAGAGAACGCGGCGCCGUCUUUGCCUAUUCACCUUCUGCCAGACCUGCGGUAUUCCAUUGUGUUGAGAGGUAUGCGUGGGUCCCUGGCGGAUGUUCUCCCGCGUCUCGAGGGAUUAAAAAAAAAUGGUUUUCUGAACUAUUCGCAUUUGGCACGGCAUGGUGUUGGUCUUUUUCGCGCCUUUGAGAGUGGACGUCAUCUCCUUCAGCGAGAUUACGUGGAGUUUCUCCGAGGACAUGUGCUUGGAUUGACGGAGCGCUCCCCCACGCUUCGCAAAGAAAUCCCCUCCCUGCUGGAGAUACUUGCGGACCCAAAGUCCACGCGCAGGGACUGGGCGAGCGUCAAACAAGGCCUGGAACACGCAUUAAAGGAGGAUGACGCAUUGAUCCAUCGAGCACAAACCGGAUUGUAUUAUCCGCAUCACAUGCUUUUGCGUGAUUUCCUCGAGAGGGCAUCUACCAUUGCUCCUAAAAGCCACAACUCCGCUCAGUUGAUUCGCGAGUGCAUUCCUCGUCUGCUUUUGCAGGAAAAAUUAAGAAGCGUGGCGGAUGCUCACUUUAAUGCAUUGGCAUCCUUGCGUUGGAAAAUGCAUGGGAAUCAGGUGGCUUUAGGAGAUCUUGUGAUUUUGGAUGAAGAGAAGGGCCCUUUAGAUUUAUUUGAAGCACCGGCAGAUCAUAUGAAUGGAGAAAUGACAUCUGUGCAUCACCCGGAAUGGCUCUCCAUCGCCGGAGAGAAGCACAUGAAUCAUUUGCGUGGUAAGAUCCACGUCGUGCAAACCCCAGAAGAGGGUCGACGGUUUAGCUUGGAACAAGUGGUUCUUCCUGUUCUGGGAAACGGAGCGGAGCGGUUGGUUUCCCCGGAUGGCAAAAUGAGGGAGGCGUCAGAGCGUUUGGCGCAGGAGCUUCAAAUCGAGGGUCUGAUGAAAAUGAAGGCAGCCCCGCCGGCGACGUACCGCCGUCUCGUGGUACGCCCAAGGGACUUCACGUAUUGCCUAUUCGAUGAUGAAAGGGGGUGGUGUUGGGAAAGCAACAAUGAUGCGCCCAUCCGACCGCAGCUUUGGGAAGAUCAAGAGGGUAUCAUGCGGCAGCUUUCCCCCCUUUCCGUGGCCACAGGUAAAAAUAUAAUUGCUCGAAAUGGCAUUCGUGGCGCGGAACAGCGAAGCCAUUUUCUAAAGGCCGCAAGACGUAGCGGUAUGACGUGCGUAUUGCGCAUGACCUUGCCGCGAGGAUCGGCGGUCACCUCCGCACUGCGAGAGGCGUUUCAGUUCGCCACACUUGAUCCGGGGGCCAUCUUUCACCUCCUACGGUGA
Messenger RNA from Trypanosoma cruzi, 1806 nucleotides. RefSeq lists its product as uncharacterized. Gene Ontology annotation, cellular component: nucleus. Lineage: Eukaryota; Euglenozoa; Kinetoplastea; Trypanosomatida; Trypanosomatidae. The record is from RefSeq and is a predicted model, not a curated record. Gene Ontology annotation, biological process: pseudouridine synthesis. The transcript has a single exon. The coding region runs from base 1 to 1806 and encodes 601 amino acids. Gene Ontology annotation, molecular function: pseudouridine synthase activity; RNA binding.